Messenger RNA from Durusdinium trenchii, 2687 nucleotides. The record is from the annotation of a GenBank genome assembly. NCBI's taxonomy places the organism in Eukaryota, Dinophyceae, Suessiales, Symbiodiniaceae.
UGCUGACCAUGACGCUUUCCCAACCACCCGGUGGUGCGCACUGUGGUGGAUCUGACCCCCGACGCGUCGCCCGUCAUGGAGCUGGCGGCGGCAUCGGCGUCGCCGCGCGUGGAGAACCUGAUCCAGGGCGAGCGCGGUUUGGUGAACCAGUUCCGUUCCAAGAAGAAACACUAUUUGAUCUGGUCCCUAAUCCUGGCGCUGCUGGCUGCGGUGUCCUUUCUGCUUUCGUCGUGGUCGCAGUUGGGAUGUGAGGAGUCCACCCCACGGAAGACAACUCAUGGUCUCACCUGUGAAUAUCAAUGGAAUUUUGGAGACUUUCAUUGCGAGACCUACUGCUGCAACCCCAGCGGCGCCACCAGAGGAGACGAGUGCCUGGUUUGCUGGGGUGAUGGCUAUUGCAACCUCUUCGGAUGUGCUGUUCCACAGACGAAAUGGGAGUAUAUCUUUGGAGAGGUUUGGGGCGUCAGUGGAUCUGUCUUCACCUACAUCGUGCUCAUGUUGAUCCUGCUCUACGCACGGGCGUGUUGCAAGUCCAACACCCGCGAGCGGAAGGUGCUCACCCGCAUGGCUUGCGCCUUCGUCUUCGGCGUGCUGAUCUUUUUUUCGGGAUAUGUCAUGUACCUCUUCACCGAUUGCCACCAGACAUUUCGUGGCCUGUCGGAUGUCUUUCUAGCUCUUGGAUUUGGGCUGAUGCUUUAUUGCUUCAUCUUUUUGCUUCGGUGGGUCACCUUCAACACCGCCGCUGGUCGUUUGGAUGAGCUGUUGCAGCGCAUCUCCCAAGCUGCUCGGCGAGAUGACGGCGAGGUCCUCGUGGUCGAACUCAGCGAGGAGCGUCUCCGGAGCUUUUGGCAAGCGCAGCUGGACGACGAGACCUUGGUGACAUCGAUCAAUGUAACUCAGACAGCGUGGUCUGGGCGGUGCUUAACCUGGUUCGGCUUGAUCAUUAUUGUGCUGAUGCCCAUUCUGUUCGCUUGGGUCUUUACGGCUCGUGCGCAGUUCUUCUUUGGUAUUGUUUGGUUGCACUUAGUCGUGAUGUUGGGCUAUUCCUAUUCACUGCGCAGUUCCUUCCUUCAGCGCUGGCAACACCGCCGCCACGUCGCCCGGAAGCUGGCCGAUCUGCAAGCGGAGUCCGUGGUGCUCUUCCACAAUGUCCUGGCGGAGGCUGAAGGUGAGGAAGCAAGGCAACAGGACGUGGCCUUCAUGUCAGCAGCCUUCUUCGGCGAUGUCCAGGUCUUCAUGCCCCAUGUCACCAGCGAGGAUCGGCUCAUUUGGACCUUCUUCACUCGGACGAGUCUGGUGGAGACGAGUCCUGGGCUUUGGCAGAUCUGCUUUCACACCUCCUUCCGCCGUUCCACUCAAACGUUGCUGCAGAGCACUGAGACGGCCGUGGCUGCUGGGACUUGGCCGGUCUACGGACGGUACGGACAUGGCCCGGACGUGAGAGGACGUGCCGAAGUACGUCCCCUUGGAGCUGCCCGACGUGCCGAGGGUUCGAAGUUGGCUCGGUCGCCACGAGGUCUUUCACUUCGAAGUGGAGUGAAAGAAAAGAAUAAGAAGAUACCAACAGAAACCCUAGGGCCCUAGGGAUCCAAGUGCCUUCUCACAAGGUACGACUGGACCCUCCUGGCACCUACAUUGCAGUGUCGCCUUCUUCACCGUACCUGAGAAGGUACGACUGAAUCCCUAUGGGAAAGAUAAAAACAAAGCAUGAAUUCAACAAGUUGUUUCCAUUGCUCAGCGGCCCGAGCUGAGACGAGGUAGCUCGCCGCGCUACGGCGAGCUAACGAACGGGUCAGCCGCGGGUGAGUUUCAUUGCUACCUUUGUGGACCUGAUGCUAGGCUACAGGGUGGAGACACGAAAGAGAUAACUAAGCAAAGAAGAAAACAGGGGUGCAAGCCCUCAACAAUGGACUUGCAUACAAAAGGGAUAGUUUGAUAGUUUGUUUCUCGCAACUUUACCUUCAUGGUUGUGUAUUUCCUGCAGGGUCGUUUCCUAAAUUCCAAUAGUACUGCUGUGGAUCUCAUCGAUCUGAGGUCAUGUAAGAGGUGGAGCUCGGAAAUUGACGUCUUUUUCCCCAAACAGUGUUGACACACUUAGGGGUUCUUACGGUAAGUGUUAAGCAGCUGAACAGCAGUUGAGUUCGAGUUUCCGUUGGUGGGCUUCUUCAGAUGUGUGAAAUUCAGCGAAAGCCACUGGCAAGUUGCCAGCUGUAUGUUAGAAGCUGACAGCGCUCCGCGGGUUUGCAACCUUUGCAUGUGUUCAUUGCGGGGAAACAAAGAGGUGGUUCGUAGUUCGUAGCAACGUUCUCUUGAGUCCUCAGGCUCCUGACCCACAUCCGGUCCGGGACAUGAAGGGACAGAGUCCUGGCACCCCCAAUGAACCGACUUGGGAUGUGGGAGCCUGGAGCCAGAGGGUCUACCGAGCAAACCGUAGCUCACCGGAGACGCGUUGGACCGAAACUCUGCAUCCACACUGGACGGUGGGAGACGUUGGGAGCUGGAAAACCGGUUGACCUUUGGCGUCCGACCCUCUAGCACGGUCCGACCUAGAGGGUCGUGGUGCUUUCGUCCGAGCCUCUAUGAGAGGAAAGCACGAGCCUUUAGAGUCGAGGCAGCGGCCUGGUUGCACGGCCAAAGGCUAUAUUGCUUUGAUAUAGACACCCAAAUAGAUAGAAAAGUAGAUGCGC